AAAUGGUGGACGGCGUUACUUGGUCAGAAAAUUCACGUGUGCUAGCAAGCAAAAACUUGUUUUUAUUGUUGACUUCAAUGUGCUUGCAGAAAGCGAUUUAAGGAUGACAGACGGCUUCGGUACUAUCACUUGGUGGGGAUUUAGUCCAGCACUUGAUCUUCAGGACAAGGAUGUCAUAUCAGCUCUAAAGGGACUCAGACUGGACAGUGAUGACGGACCAGAUGAGCUGCGGAUCCUCCUGGUGGGGGCUGGAGACAUGAGACAUCUACUCACUACUGUGGCUAGAUCUUACCGCCACGGAAAAAGGAAACUCCACUUUUAUGUAAUUGAAAAUAACCUGGAAUUGUAUGCUAGAGACAUGCUGUUUAUGACCAUUGCUUUAGAAACUCAAAAAAGAAUGGGCUUACAAGAAAAAACAGAGUUGUUUCUUGAGUUAUUUGGAAAUAUUCUUGUGCGGAAACAGUCCUGUGAAUAUGUGGAGAAAAUGGCUACAGAGUUUAUUAAAAUGGUUACUGAUUUUGAAUACUUGGAGAAGAAACUUCCCAUCUUUGACUUGUCACAGCUGAAGUACAAAGAGAGGGAUUUCUUGGAGAGUAUUUUCAAAUUUUGGAGAGUUUCUGACACAAAAUUCUUUGAUGCAGAAAAAGUCUGGGACUUGAGACUUCGCCAGUUGAUGGGGAACAGAUAUGAUAACAGACUCAACAUAGUUGACUGGGAUCUCAAUAUGAAAUUAGUCUACAGAGAUGCUGACAUCAUCAACUCCCGUGAGUACAGGAAGUGGAGGAACCAGGGAAUCGCGUUUGAAGUACGAGAGGGGAGUUAUGACAUCCCUAACAGAACACUAGCUUCAGGAAUGGUAUUCAAACAUGAAGGGGAGCGGCACCACAGGCGGGGGUACUGGGGAGACAUUCUUGUUAGUCCCUACGUCGCCCUCGGUAUUGAGUGUGAGGACAAAUCCUUCUUUAAGAAAAGCAAUAACGUCUACAUGAAGGCAUCUCAACACAUAGCCGAAUACAACAUACUGUCGAUGUUCCACGAGAUCGCUACACAGACAAAAUAUGAGCCACCAAAACCACAGGAUGACAAGUCUGAGAGCAAAGAUUCCAAAGAUGAUGGCCCAACCAUUACAGACAUUACAGAGGAAACUGAGGAAGAUCUGAACAAGGAUGAAGAGGCAAAGGAGACUGCAGAGGAAACAUUGAAAAAGCUAGAGGAGGAAGCUGAUGCUGAUGCUGAGGAGCAGGCAAGAAAACAGCAAAGAGGCCCUGAGGUGUCGACUCUGGACCAGGAAUAUGAGGCCUUGUCCGUGGACGGCGUAAAAGUAACGUUCCUGCCAAUCAGUAGCCUGACUGAACUGUCAAAGAAGAGCAAGUACAAGAAUCUGUUUCAUGUGAUUUACUUUGCCAACAGUUUGGUGCACCUUUUAAAGGAAGAUAUAUCACCUGUUUUUGCUGACCAAGCAACACUGAUUCUGGAAUCUGCCAGAUAUAUGUUGGAACUGAAAACAGAUCAAGUAGCUGAGUUUGGGAAAACAGUGACAACAAUAGCAACGGAUGCAGGGUGUGAGGCUUUUGGCACCAGUGACUUUGAGAAAGCAAAAUUCUUCAAAUUUUCUUACAACCGAAAAUCCAGCUGAAGUUGCCAGAAUGUGUGAAUUCAAAGAUGGCGAUGCCUCACACAAAACAUUAAGACUUGGUGCAAUAGUGAUUCACUCACGGCAAGCAAGGCAAUGUUGAACAAAGUAUUACUAACGAAUGGUCGCUAGCACGGCUCCUUACACACUUGCCAGGAACAGAAAGGAGGAUUUUGUUUGGAAAAUAUAUCCAAUGAAUGUGAUGACAGUAGAAGUUAUUCAUUCAGGUUUUCAUUAAUUUGUUAAUAAGAAUCUCAAUGAUGUGUAUGUCAAAGAGCUUCUCAUUGACUUGUGCGCUAUAAAGAUUCUGAAUGAUAAGUUCGUUAUUUACUAACUUAAUACAACUUGAUGCACAUCAGGCUGGAACAAAUGGCUACAGUUAAGGAGUAGAAUUCCACUAUGGCGUAGACAGGAACAAAAUGUUGUAUGAGCUCUGAUAUGAAUAACUUAUGCUAGUUUCAAUACAGACGCGAUCAUUGAAUGUGAAAAUGAUGACACUGUGACAACAGAGAUCCAGAAUCCCUGUACUUAUUGUUGACUGUGUAUAAAACAUGUUACAGUAUUAUAUGUAAACUGCUUAGAGAGCUCCACCUCGAAACGAAUUGAUAUAAAAACACAAUGUGUUCAACUUGAA
This is a messenger RNA of Mizuhopecten yessoensis (Yesso scallop), 2267 nucleotides long. RefSeq names its product dynein assembly factor 3, axonemal-like. The record is from RefSeq and is a predicted model, not a curated record. Gene Ontology annotation, biological process: axonemal dynein complex assembly; motile cilium assembly. NCBI's taxonomy places the organism in Eukaryota, Metazoa, Mollusca, Bivalvia, Pectinida, Pectinidae. The transcript is spliced from 16 exons. Bases 104 to 1636 code for a protein of 510 amino acids.